Pseudozyma flocculosa PF-1 is the source of this 2601-nucleotide messenger RNA. RefSeq lists its product as uncharacterized. The record is from RefSeq and is a predicted model, not a curated record. The coding region runs from base 1 to 2601 and encodes 866 amino acids. The transcript is spliced from 2 exons. Gene Ontology annotation, molecular function: protein binding; metal ion binding. NCBI's taxonomy places the organism in Eukaryota, Fungi, Basidiomycota, Ustilaginomycetes, Ustilaginales, Ustilaginaceae.
AUGGCUGCCACCCUGUUCCAGGCCUGCCAGCAGGGCAAGCUCGCCGCCGUCACAGAGAUUCUCGAGGAAAACAAACCCGAGCUCGAGGCAAAAGAUGCACACGGAAUGACGGCGCUCAUGUACGCCGCGCAGGCCGGCCACGUCGCCAUCGUCCAGGAGCUCCUCUCGCGCGGCGCCACGCCCGACGAGGCCGCCAGCCACAACUUUGCAAAGGACAACGCCGAAAUCGCCAGCAUGCUCUCGUCGGCCGUACACAACAGCGUCGCCGCCGCCUCCUCGCCCUCCGAUGCGGUCCCGCAGGCAUCCUACGACUCCUACGGCGGCGGACAACCCAUGGCCGACGGCUCCGUCAGCUACGUCCAGCAGAACGGCAUCCACCCGGCCCACGCAGCGGGCGACGCGGCCGCCAUGGCACCACACCAGCUGCACCACCAGCAGCCCUACCCCUACCACCCCCAGCAGCACCACCAGCACCAGCACCAGCACCAGCACCAGCACCAGCACCAGCACCCUCACCAGCACCACCACCUCCACCACCCCAACUCGCAGCCGCCGCCGCCAUCCUUCUUCGACCCCACCCAGAUGUCCGACCCGCCGCGCGGACACGCCCACAAGGACAGCUCCUCUGCCAACCUUCCGCCGCCCGACGUUGCCCGCCUGAUCCCGUGCAAGUUUUUCCCAAACUGCCGCUACGGCGACAAGUGCCUCUUUGCCCACCCCAUCCCGCUCCCCUCGACCUCGGGCGCCGGCCCCGUCUCGCCCGGCCAGGCCCCCGUCUUCUACCCGUCCAACUACGCCUACGCCCCCUACGGCCCGCCGCACCACUUCUACAGCGUGGCGCCCCCCAUGCCCAUGCAGUACCCGCACGCCGGCGUGCCGCUGCCGCCCCACAUGUCGAUGCCUCCGCACAUGGCCGGCCCGCACGUCUCGGACCACGCUCACCUCGCACAGGCCGACGGCAGCUUCAACCCGGCCUAUGCUUCGCAGCACGCGCCAUACUACCAGCCCGCCCCGGGCGUCGUUGAGGCCACCGGACCCGCCGCUGCUGUCGAGGCCGACCAGGCUGGCUCCUCGACCGAGCCCUCGGAAGCUGCGCCGCCCGCCGAGUCGAGCCAGGACGCCGCCAAGUCUGUCGUGCCGUCCGACGCGAGCAGCUCGACGCCCGCUGCCGCCGAUGCCCUGGUCAACGGCGGUGACGCAGAAGCCAAGGACGCCGCGACGCAGCCGCAGCAGCCUGCGACCGCCGCUGGCGACAACGCGCCGGCGGCUGGCAGCACCAAGCCGCCGGUUCACAGGCGGCAGUCGUUCAACUCGCUCCUGCACCACCACGCCAUCCCCUUCCAGCCGAGCCAGGCGCAGCAGCAGCAGCUCAACGGUGACGCCGCGCUGCUCCAGAACGUCGGCCAGCCGCCGUUUGCGCGCGGCGCCAAAGGCCCGAGGCGAGGGGGCGCCUCGCUCGGCGGCAGCUUUGGCCGAUCCGAGUUUGGCGGCAGCAACAAGCGCGCCGACCGGCCGGCGUGCUAUUUUUUCAUCCGCGGCGUGUGCAAGCACGGCGAGGACUGCCGCUUCCCGCACAUCCUGCCGGACGGCACCGACGCGCGCGGUCCGAGCAACGGCCGCUCUGGUGGCGCCAGCGGCGAUGCCCACCGGUCAUCGAACCGUGGUCCCGCUGCCAAGGGCGCUCGCAACGGCCCCAACGGCAACGCUACCGCCUCCGCCGCCGGCGCAGCAGCAUCCGCAACGACGGCAGCCAACGGUGCUCCGACGCAGUCGUCCUCUGUCAAGAAAGGUGCCAACGGCGCCGGUGCCGCCUCGGUUGACCAGGGCUCGAGCGCCACGACCACGGGCGCAGGUGCCAGCGCUGCUGCUUCUCAUGCUGCUACCACCAACGGUGCUUCCGCCGCCGCUCCCGCCACGAAGGCGUCCUCGACCAAGAUCGACUCGGCUCCGGCGGAUUCGAAGCCCGCGCAGAGCAGCAGCGAUGCCACCACUGCGCCGACCGGCGCCGACAAGGGCCCUGCUGCGGCGGCGUCUACCUCUGCCAAGCCCGCGACCUCGGCCAACGGUGUCAACGGUGCCAACGCGCACAAUGCCGGUGGGAUGAGCAACCACAAUGCACGCCCCGCCAACGGACGAUCGUCCAACGGUCGCGGCAACGGUCAGCAGCAGCAGGGCGGCAACCAGGGCGUCAAUGGCGGCCACCACCGCAACAAGCCCAACGGCGCCGCUGCGGCCGCGGCGGCGCAGCGCGUGCCCAACUCGGACGACUUCCCCGCCCUCCCCAACGCACCGGGCCCGACCUCGGCCUCGGCCGCUACUGCACCGGCAUCUACGACGGGCACCGUCAGCGGCGGAGCGGCAGCGCAACCGGCGCCGCACAAGGCCAACUUUUCCGCCAUCCUCUCGGCACCGGCGCCCGUUCGCAAGACGCCCGAGGUCCCCGUCGCCGAUGCCACCGCCGUCGCAGUCGCCGCUGCUGCCGAGGUCAACGACAAGGAUGUCGGCGAGACGUCGACGUCGACGUCGACGUCGACGCCGCAGCAGCCGCCUGCCAACGACGAGGUCUCUGUCGAUGCAGCGGCGUCCUCGCUGUCCAACUGA